GUUCAUGUCCGUUGGAUCGUGAACUGUAGUAACAAUGACACGACGAAUCAUUUGAUGUGUAUACGUGGAUCGCAAGAGAUUCGGGGCGCAUUUAAUAAUCGUGGGGAUCGUGGGGUAAAAGAGGUGGUCUGGUAAGGUGCGCGAGGUAAAAAAAAAAUAAUACGUAUAAGGAGCGAGAAAAAAAAGAGGAACGGCUGGAGCGAUAAGUGUUUUCGGGGGGCGAAGGCGAAGGCGAAGGGUGGUUACAAAAACAGACGGUGCGUGAGGAGGCACGAAGAGAAAUCGAAAAAAACGUUAGGAAAAUAAAACAAAAGCUAAAACAGAUAUAUAAAGAAAUAAAAAUAUGAGUGACACGAAGCCUCAGCACGGUACUCAGGAAGUGAAGGGCUGGCUGUUCAAAUGGACGAAUUAUCUGAAAGGUUACCAGCGAAGAUGGUUCGUUCUGUCAAAUGGCCUCCUGUCAUACUACAGGGCUGAACCGACAGGGGGGCCUAAGAUUUCGGCGCGACGCAAGCGGAGGGCUGGCAGAGCCUCCGAAAGCCCAGCCGAAAUGGCGCACACCUGCCGUGGAACGAUUUCGUUACACGGGGCCUUAAUACACACCGUCGAUGCUUGUACCUUCGUCGUCAGCAACGGUGGCACUCAAACCUUUCACAUCAAAGCAGCAACAGAGGUCGAACGACAACAAUGGGUCACUGCGUUGGAACUUGCCAAAGCCAAGGCCAUUCAGGCUAUGGAAUCAGAAGAAGAGGAGGAGGAGUAUCAAGACAACGAGAAUCAGAAGGGUGAACAGGCCUCGAUAAUAAAAGAUUUGACGGGACGUCUCGAGGAUUUGCAGACGUGUAACGACCUCAUAGCAAAAAGAGCAACGAGUCUCCAGCGUGCUCUCAUUGAUUUGGAAUCCCUCGAGCCCGGGGUACCCGAAUUCUCAGCGAAGAUCAAAGCGGUUCACGAGCGAGCGAUAGCCUUCCGAAUUGCAGCUAAUGCGAUGAUAGGUACGAGCUCGGACUAUCUCCAACUGGCUCAACAGCAGGAACCCAAAUGGAAAAAGCUACUUCAGCACGAGCGCGAUCAAAAAGUACGAAUAGAGAAAAUGGUUGAGCAACUUGCACGUCAACAUUCUCAUCUCGAGGAAGCAGCUCAGCAUGCUCUACCGUCGUCUAUACCGGCAGGUGGACACAGACCGUCUCACGUUCCGGCAAACACAUCACCGUCAGAAGACGAAGAGGACGGCGUGGAGUUCUAUGAUGCUCAAGAGUCGGAUACAUUCACAUUGACUAUACCGAGCGGUGCAACGGGAAACUCACUCUCGCACGAGAGAAGCAGAAACGAUUCGCAGGGUAGUGACGAUGGAUCUAGUUCUGAGGGAGAUCCUCAAAUGCCACUAUCAGGAAACGAUACUUCUAGAGGAGAAUCCUACCUCAUCGUGACCGAUUCCACUGCUGCCACUGAACCGGCCCAAGGCGCUUCCAUCACAGAACUGGACGACACGGCCUGGCAAUCGAACAAUGGAGGAAGUAGCUCCGGGGUAACAACGAUCUCGCAGCGAAAGAGGAGAACGCGAGUACCCGAGAAGCCCAACUAUCCUCUGAACCUAUGGAGCAUAAUGAAAAACUGUAUUGGCAAAGAACUGUCCAAGAUUCCAAUGCCAGUCAAUUUCUCCGAACCUCUUAGUAUGCUUCAACGACUCGCAGAGGAUUACGAGUAUGCAGAAAUACUCGACAGGGCAGCCGAGUGCACAGACAAUUAUGAACAAAUGGCCUACGUCGCCGCAUUCACGGUUUCGAGUUACUCGACGACCGCCUCGAGAACAGGCAAACCCUUCAAUCCUCUGCUUGGCGAAACUUAUGAAUGCGACAGAACCGAUGACCUUGGAUGGCGUUGUGUCUCGGAACAAGUUUCACAUCAUCCACCGAUGGUUGCCCAAUUUUGCGAAGGGCGGAAAUGGCGAUGUUGGCAAGAAUUCACUAUGGCUUCCAAAUUCCGUGGAAAAUAUUUACAGGUGAUACCGUUGGGAACCGCUCAUCUUGAAUUCAACAAUUCGAAGAAUCAUUACACAUGGCGUAAAGUGACUACGACGGUGCACAAUAUAAUCGUGGGAAAACUUUGGGUAGAUCAGAGCGGUGACAUGGACAUAAUAAAUCACAAGGAGGGCAUAAAGUGUCAUCUAAAGUACAUACCGUACUCGUAUUUCUCGAGGGACAGUCAGCGUAAGGUCAAAGGUGUCGUGAUGAAUUCGAGCAAAGAGGUCAAGUGGGUUGUACAGGGUACGUGGGACGCCAAGAUCGAAAUCGCUCCGGUAAUCAACACUUCCGGUACUCCCGACAAUCCUGUAUAUAAAACGGGACCCUACACACUUGCUUGGAAACGUCGAAUGCCUCCGGAUGAUUGCGAAAAGUAUUACUAUUUCACGGAAUUGGCAUGUCAGUUGAAUGAGCCCGAAGAGGGUGUCGCGCCAACGGAUUCCCGUCUCAGGCCCGAUCAAAGAUUAAUGGAAAACGGUCUUUGGGACGAGGCCAACGCGGAAAAGCUUCGUCUUGAAGAGAAACAACGCGCUGUGAGACGAGCGAGAGAGAGCGAAGCAGAAAAAGCGACGGAUCAAGGUUUACCUUACGAGGCCUACAAGCCAUUAUGGUUCGAAAAGCAACAGGAUCCGUACACGGACAGUCUCUAUCACGUUUACAACGGUGAAUAUUGGGAGUGCAAGAAGAAAGGGGACUGGACAAGAUGUCCGAGCAUAUUUUAGUAUGUCGAGAUCGCGUUCUUACUAAAAGUCUUUUAAGGUAAAAGUUCGAUGAUGACAAACUUGAGUUUCGCUAAAAGUUCCCAAAAGCUGGAGGAGGAGAAAGGUCGUCGGUAAAAGGACAGAUGGAGUGUGUGCGCGUGUAAGAGUGCGUGAUAUUGGGCAAGGAUGAGGUCCAGGGUAACGGCUUAAGCUCCGAAUCUCUUUGAGAGAUGUUCCAACGAGGACGAAGGCUAUUUUGUUUAUCGGUUUUAAGGAAAUGCAAGAAAACAUUUCCACGAGCCCGAGCGAGUCUGGGCAACUCGCUCGUGAUAUCCCGUUCUUUGGCAUGUCGUGUAAAUUUCGUUAAAUCAUGCCCCAAAAGCGUAGAUGCGUAGUGACAAGUACGAAUUAUUUGAUUUUUGUAAAAAAGAUAAAUAUUAUAAAGUCAGAUUAAACAAAAUAAAGAAAUAAUUAAAGAACAAACGACUAUAAUCGAAAAAGUAUGCAAAAUCAGCUACUGCUUUGAAAACUCUACUUCCGGAUCAACUUGUUUUCUUUUCGAAUCACCGCCAGGAUGAAUUUGUACAGAAAAAUAAUAAAGCCUCGCUCGUGCCGUUGAUAAGGAAAAUAUGAGAUUUCGAGCUAACUGAUGUGAACUCAAAAAACUGCGUCCAAGCUUCCUAUCUAAAGAAAAGUAAGAUCGAACGAAAAUAAAUAAUAAUUUAUGGAUGGCCUCGAGCUGUGUUAACAAUGUUUUGAAAAAAAGCCUCAUUUUCUUCUUUCUCGCCUGCAAAUUCAAAUUCGUUGACAUUUUUUACCAAUAUAUGUACGAUAUAUGCGAUCUUUGAGUCAACGUAUGCAUAUUAUAUAAUGACAUACUAGAAAAAUCCAGUCAUAAAUCCGCCCUGCAUCAUCUUAUGAUUAUGGCCACGCACACUGUUUCGUUUGAAAACAAAACAUUGAAUAACGUUUUAUUCGUUCGAGCAAAACUUUUUUCGUACGUCCGCAAGAAAAAAAAACCCACAGUUUGCCCGAAUGACUUCGCGCGAAACAGUUCGAUUAGCUAGCCAAGGUUUUCAAUGACACGAGUUAAGUCGCCCAGACUGUACUAUAAUUUUAAUAGUCGAUAAUCAAGGAAAAUUAUAUGUGUGUGUAUAUAUAUAUAUAUAUAUAUAUUUAAAUAUAAAUAUACAUACAUAUAUAUGAAUAUAUAUAUUUACUUGUAAACAAUAUGAAUACAAAUUGAUUAUUACAAAGGAAGAAAUAAAGUAAUUUAAAUAUUUAAACAACAAAAUGUAUAUGAAAAAAAAUCAAAGAUGUUGAGCAGAUCCGCUAUGUCUUGGACAAUUUUCGGUCUUGACUCUUCAUCAUUUUUCUAUUAAUGAUUUUUCGAGAGAUAUCCUUUGAAAGAAAUUUAGCUAAGUCAUAUUUUCAAUGGUUGUAAUCGUCGUUAGCGACUGCGACUCAUUUUGAGGCUUACGACUAUUCACAAGUUUUAAAAUGCUCGUCGAAUUUUUUUUUAAUAAACUUUCUUAUGUUUCAUUCUUUUAGAAGCAAAAAAGGAAAAUUUUCAAAAAGUGAAGAAAAUUAAACAUCGAAAAGUCUCGAAGUUAUCGCUGGGAACGUGAAAUUUUCGAAUCCUCGCUAUAAAAAUUGCAUUCGAAAGGGAGGAAUCAUCGACUGAAAGGGCCGCAAAUCCGACAAAGUAAAUCUUUUUCGUAUUUUGGUGCGGAAUAAAACAAUUGUAAUCUGAAUUUGAAGAAAUAUGGAAAAAAAUAAUACGUCGUCGAGACUACAGCUUUAAAGCCGAAAUUUACUUCAUGAAAUUGCGACAGAAUUUACAUCUUUUUUGUAUAUUUAUACGAACGCGGUUUUAGGACCCGCAAUAUGCCUUUAGAGGAAAGUUUUGCUAAAGUAGAAAAGACGGUCGGGUGAUAUUGACUAGUCUAAAACGCCGCUCCUUAGCAUAGUUUAAUAAGCUUGUUAAUUUUUUGCGACUGUGGCCUCCCGUUAUUAGCGGGAAAAGUGGUUUCCAUCGUUCGAAAUUGUUAUAAAAUCACUUGAGAGUGAUCGAUUGACUAAAAUAUGUAUUUUUGCGUUAUAAAACUAUAUUUUCCGGUUUCGUGAUUUUAUUGGAUGUAGAAUUUGACGAGAUUUAGUUUUGUAAAUUUCUUUACAAUCGUUUCAACGUUUUCUUAAACCUUUUCGUUUUUCUUUUAUUCCAAAAGUUUAGAACACUCAAUGUCUGACACGACUGUACGAGACAUAGCAAAUCUUCUCCGAGCGUCAAGAGUUGGGUGAGUUUGAAUGAUUAUUAGAGCUUGUAGAUUAGCAAUUCGUUUGUAAGUUGUUACGCAAUGGGAUUCGUUUUUUCUCUGUAAUAGCAAAUAAAUUAGAGAGUGUGAGGAAGUGAGAGAGCGAGAGAGAAAGUUGAAAAAGUAAAAAGUAACGCCACGAUUUAGUAGUAAUUUUUUAAUUGAACAUGUGAGCGAUCUUUAUUGUCGUAAGUGCCUAAGAUUUCUCGUUUUCUACCAGAGAUCGACACAUUCUGAAUAUCUUAUUUCAUUGUUUUGUGAUUAUGAUCAUUAUUAUUGUUGUUCAAACCGUUCUGACGUUUUCCGGAUGUUUCAUAUUAUUUGAUAGAUCGUGCGUGAGUGUGUCUGAGAGAGAGAAAUAAAAUCGUAAUUUUUCUAUGCAGUUAGAGAACAACGAUUUUCCGCUGUUUUAUAAUAUAAUUAAUCGUUAUUUCCGAAUAUCUUGGCACACGAGCAACUGAAAUUAUCGACUGAGCAAUCGAUACCCUUUGUAUAUAUUAUAUUUCUUGUCACAAAAAAUAAAAAGAAGUCGAAGCAUCGGUUGGAGGAAUGAGGAUUCGUUCCUUCGGAUCCAAUUUCCAGUCGAAUUCGCGAUUCAGAAGUAACGAAUUGGAAAUCUAUGAUUUUUCACUCAUACUCGACGCGAUUACAGCCACCAGCUAAUUUAGAGCGCUGUGGUCGAGAGAUGCACAAGAUUUUUGACGAACGCAUGAACAAAGAAAAAGCGCUAACGGAUCUGUCGAACAAGUUUCAAUUGUAUAGUAGUUUUGACGGAAUAAAGAGAACGCAAAAACAA
Messenger RNA from Venturia canescens, 5836 nucleotides. It is a transcript of the gene Osbp, whose product is annotated as oxysterol binding protein. Gene Ontology annotation, molecular function: sterol binding. Gene Ontology annotation, cellular component: plasma membrane; cytosol; intracellular membrane-bounded organelle. Lineage: Eukaryota; Metazoa; Arthropoda; Insecta; Hymenoptera; Ichneumonidae. The record is from RefSeq and is a predicted model, not a curated record. The transcript is spliced from 11 exons. The coding region runs from base 344 to 2746 and encodes 800 amino acids.